Messenger RNA from Lotus japonicus, 2465 nucleotides. RefSeq lists its product as uncharacterized. The coding region runs from base 265 to 2130 and encodes 621 amino acids. The transcript has 4 exons. The record is from RefSeq and is a predicted model, not a curated record. Lineage: Eukaryota; Viridiplantae; Streptophyta; Magnoliopsida; Fabales; Fabaceae.
CAAUAAAUAUAGAAAGAAGAGAAGACAAAGAUUUAUAACUCACCUCUUCAUCCAAGCAAUAAAUAAACACAAGCGUAUGAAAUAGUUUAUUCUCAAACAACAUCAAUUCCUUUCUAUAUUUGUUUUCUUUCUCUCAUAUUCACAUUCUUGUGCAACUCAAGAAAUUGCAUCAGCCAUUGAAGUCUUGUUCACAAGCUUUUGCAAAGGAAGAGAGUGUGUUGAUUUGAUUCCUGGGUCAAGUCAUUUUUCUGAGAAACUAGUUUCAUGAUACUCAAAGAUAUCAUGGAAGAAAAGCAGCUAAACUUUAAUCAGCCACUUUUAUCAGUAAGGAGGUUAUCUUCAACAGUGGCUUCAGAAACUGACAAAACACAACCAAAUCUUCCUGCAUACAAAUCAGAGUUGAAGUCAGGUCCAGAGAGGGAUGCUGGAAAAGUUCCCUUUGUGUGGGAGAAAACUCCAGGAAGACCAAAAGAUGAAACCAAAUUACACACUCAAGCUGUGAAGAACCCUCCUAUUAUUACUCCAAACCUUCCACCUGGGAGGAUUUCAAAAGUACUUAAGAAACAAGAUUCAGAUACUGAGAUGAGAACAGGAAGCACCCUUUCCAGGUCUCAAGAUGUGGCAGCUUUGAUUAGAGAAGUGACAAAACAUGUGAGCAGCUUAGAAGAGAAAAUUCGGGCGGAGAAGGAGAGUUCUGAUUCAGAUGAUGAUGGAGAUGAGACUUUUCUCGAUGCUCUUGAUACACUUUCCAGGACUGAAUCAUUCUUCAUGAGCUCUCGUAUGAGCGGAUGGGACGGUGAUGAUGAUGAAGUGGUCCAAGUCCAACCUUCUGGAAGUUUCUCGAGUGAUCGAGCACGCGAUUUCAUAAUCGACAGGUUCUUGCCUGCUGCAAAGGCAAUGACAUCUGAAACACCUCAAUAUUCUUCCAGAAAGACACUUGUUGGACAAGAACAGCACAAAAAGAAAGCUGUGAAUACAGAAAAAAGGCCUCCUCCUCUUAAUCAGCACAGGCCAAAAUCUCUGCGGUAUUACACACAAGAUAUUGAUAGGGAAGGAAGUGAAGAUGAAAGUGAUGAUUGCAAUGGAUCUGAGAACUACAGAACCACAGCAUGUGGGCUAUUUCCUCGGUUGUGCCUUUUGAAUCCAAUACCAGGAUCAAGAAUGGUAGUGGAUAAGGUUCAAGGCAAUGUAGGUCGUGGAAUGCAAACAAAAUCAAUUGCUUCUGACUUUGAAACUACCAAAGGGCGUGCUAAACCUCCUUAUUAUGGGAAAAAGUCACUAGAUUCCAGGUCUGAUUUCACAAAAGAGAAAGAGAUUUUGGGUAUUCUUGGAAAAUCUAAACCUGGCACUGAUCCACAUCUAUUAGCCUGCAGUGAGAGUACUCGACGCGAAACUAGCUAUGAGACCCCUAAUGUUGAGAAAACUCUAUAUGUAGAUUCUGUACAAAAGGUUAAGUCUGAAACCAAUCACAGAGGGAGUGAUUUUGAGACUUCGAUAAGAGAUAGUGGCAUUUAUCAAAAUCCUUUAAUAGAUUCUUCACUUGAGAAUAGCAGACGGUUGGAUAUUGCAAAUGUGAAGGCAGCAUUACAACCUAAAAGUUCAGAGUCUCUUGAUUCACCUUUCCUUUGUUAUGAAAAUUCUAGCAAUGGUAUGCAAAUGGGAAUGGAAAACCCUUCCAAGGAAAUAGACUCAGAAAAGCAAAGGAUGACAAAGACUGGCAACCAUGGAAGUGACUUAGAUCAAGACUUGGUUAUGACUUCAGGUUUAAAGAGCCAAGGAAUUGCAAAAUCUAUUGAUCAAGAGUACACUUUGGUUAGCUCAAAGGUGAGUGGUGGUGAGAAAAUUGACUUAGAAAGCCAAUGUGUUGAGAAUUUAGACCAUACAUCUGAUGAUGCAAACUAUUUUGAGAUUCCUCUUGUUCUUCCUUCACUAAAAGCUCCAUCAGAGUCUUGGCUUAAGCGAACCUUACCUACCAUUUCCUCAAGGAACAUUCAUUCACAAUCUAACCUUGCAAGAAGUCAAACUCCCAAGACAGAAUCACUGUAUACUCAGUGGGAAACAAUUGUUAAAUCUUCCAAUGUACAUCUGCAGCUCCAUGAGGAACUACUUACACCCAUUCCAGAAGAUUGAAUUCUUUGGAGAGAAAGCUUUGAUAAUUUGGCUGAUUGCUGAAAUGUACAAGUUUUUGGUUAUGUAAUUUUUGCAUCAGUGCUCUGUACCCAUCCUUUUGGUUGGUCCCUUUUUGCUCAUGUAUCCAUUAGAUGGUAUAUAACUCUGAAACUGUAAAUCGCAAGUGCCUUUAGUCUCUUGUAAAUGUAAUAAGUUGUUUCAAUAAAAAAGUUGCCUGUAAAUUCCAUCAAUCUUUAAUGUGAUUUGUUCCUGGAAAUUCAGGAAUUUAGGCCAGAGUCUAUUCCCUUAGUUACCCAAAAAAUAAUUGUAGCUCCCAAAUUAAAGAUGCUGCAAAG